Messenger RNA from Drosophila albomicans, 720 nucleotides. RefSeq names its product arylalkylamine N-acetyltransferase-like 2. Gene Ontology annotation, molecular function: N-acetyltransferase activity. The coding region runs from base 1 to 651 and encodes 216 amino acids. NCBI's taxonomy places the organism in Eukaryota, Metazoa, Arthropoda, Insecta, Diptera, Drosophilidae. The record is from RefSeq and is a predicted model, not a curated record. The transcript has a single exon.
AUGACGAACAUUACUAUACGCGAAUUGAAACCAGAAGACCUCGAUGAGUAUUUUCAAUAUCUCAUUGAGAACUUCCACGGUCAUGAACCACUUUUGCUGACACCCGGAGAUCAUAACUUCGAACCGGAUACGCCGGAGAGACGUGCAUCUCGUUUAGCGGUAAUAAAACAAGGUCUCUCGUUAGUUGCCGUGGACGAUGGAGGUCGCAUUGUAGCCUCAGCUUACUCUGAAGCCAAGGUUCCAGAUGACUUCGAGAAAACUUGGAGAGAAGUCAAUGAGAACAAGCCUACGGCGUUCAUUGAUCACGUGUACUUCUUUCUUGCCGGCAUUGAAAAACGUUCGAAAUUAUUUGAACGUUUCGAAGUAUCGAAUGUUCUCUACCUCAACAUUCUUAGUGUGGGAAAAACUGUACGCCAACAAGGAUUAGGACGUCGUCUUGUGUCUGCUGUAAUCGAACUGGCUCGCUCCAAAGGAUUUCCCCUGAUUGCAGUCUCCUGCACGAGUUUGUAUUCGACUCGCAUCAUGUCAGCUCUGGGCAUGACCUCUAUUCACUCUGAGAACUAUUCGGAGUACAAGGACGAGGAUGGCAACGUGGUAAUAAAGCCACCAGAACCACACACAUCCGUCAAUAUCAUGGCAAUGAAAUUGUAGGGUAUUCUUAAGCUGCUGUAUUCGGUAAAGUUGUGAAAUAAACGUGAGAUAAUUUCCAUUAGCUUAUCU